This is a messenger RNA of Lagenorhynchus albirostris (white-beaked dolphin), 2277 nucleotides long. It is a transcript of the gene PIGR, whose product is annotated as polymeric immunoglobulin receptor. Lineage: Eukaryota; Metazoa; Chordata; Mammalia; Artiodactyla; Delphinidae. The coding region runs from base 1 to 2277 and encodes 758 amino acids. The transcript has 10 exons. The record is from RefSeq and is a predicted model, not a curated record.
AUGUCGCGCCUCUUCUUCGCCUGCCUGCUGGCUGUCUUCCCAGUGGUCUCCAUGAAGAGUCCCAUAUUCGGUCCUCAGGAGGUGAGCAGUGUGGAAGGCAGCUCAGUGUCUAUCAAGUGCUACUACCCGGCCACCUCCGUCAACCGGCAUACCCGUAAGUACUGGUGCCGGCAGGGAGCCAGGGGCCGCUGCACUACCCUCAUCUCCUCAGAGGGCUACGUCUCCAAGGACUAUGAGGGCAGAGCCAACCUCACCAACUUCCCAGAGAGCGGCACAUUUGUGAUGAACAUCGGCCAUCUCACUCGGAAUGACUCGGGGCUCUACAAGUGUGGUCUGGGCAUUAGCAGCCGAGGCCUGUCCUUUGAUGUGAGCCUGGAAGUCAGUCAAGCUCCUGGGCAGAUAAAUGGCGUCCACGUCUACACAGCAGAACUGGGCAAAAAAGUGACCAUCAACUGCCCUUUCAAGGCUGUGAAUUCUGAGAAGAAGAAAUCUAUGUGCAAGAAGACAGGCCAGAGCUGCGUGCUAGUCACCGACUCUACUGGGUAUGUGAGCCCCAGCUACAGCAACAGAGUACAUCUCAAUAUUCAGGGUACCAACGAAUUAGCGUUCAGCGUUGAAAUCAACCACAUCCAGCUCAACGAUGCUGGGAUGUACGUCUGCCAGGCUGGGGAUGAUGCCAACGCCGACAAGAGCAAUGCUGACCUCCAAGUGCUGAAGCCCAAGCGUGAGCUGAUUUAUGGAGACCUGAGGGGCUCAGUGACCUUUGACUGUAUCGUGGGCCCCGAGAAGGCAAAUGUGGCCCAAUUUCUGUGCCAGGUAAAAAAUGCGGAAGCUUGCAGUGUGAUCUUCAACACGCUGGGGAAGAAGGCUCAGGACUUUGAGGGCAGGAUCCUGUUUACUAUCAAGGAUGACGGCUUCAGAGUGCUUGUCACCAGCCUGAGGAAAGAGGAUGCGGGGCUCUACCUGUGCGGAGCCAACCCUGAUGGUGAGCCUCAGGAAGGCUGGCCCACCCAGGCCUGGCAACUCUUCGUCAAUGAAGAGACCAUGAUUCCCCCAAGUCAGCCUGUGGUGAAAGGAGUGGUGGGAGGCUCCGUGGCCGUGUCCUGUGCCUACAACCCGAAGGACACAGACAGCCUGAAGUAUUGGUGUCGCUGGGAAGACACUCAGGGUGGCCAUUGCCCGCAGCUGGUACAGAGCAAGGGGCUGGUCAAGGAGCAGUACAAGGGCAGGCUCGCACUGUACGAGGAGCCAGGCAAUGGCACCUACACCGUCAUCCUCAACCAGCUCACCACCCAGGACGCCGGCUUCUACUGGUGUGUGACAAGCGGCGAUACUCGCUGGAUGUCCACGGUGGAGCUCAAGGUUGUGGAAGGAGAACCAAGCCUCAAGGUACCCAAGAAUGUCAAGGCUUCGCUGGGAGAGACCCUCAAGAUCUCCUGCCACUUCCCCUGCAAAUUCUACUCCUAUGAGAAGUACUGGUGUAAGUGGAGCAACAAAGGCUGCAGGACCCUGCCCAGCCAGGACGAAGGCCCCAGCCAGGCCUUUGUGAACUGCGACCAGAACAGCCAGGUCGUGUCCCUGAACCUGACCUCCGUCACCAGCGAGGACGAAGGCUGGUACUGGUGCGGAGUGAAGGAGGGCCACAAAUACGGAGAGACCGUGGCUGUCUAUGUGGCGGUGGAGAAGAGGGUGAAGGGGUCCCAGGAUACCAGUCGAGUGAAUGCUGCUCCUGGUGAGGAGGCGAUAGAGCCGAGGGCCAGGGAGACUGAGAACAAAGUCAUUCAGGGUCCCAGCCUUUUUGCAGAGGAAAGAGCAGUGAAGGAUGUUGGAGGUCCAGCUGGUGGGAGCGGAGCACCUGCAGAUCCCGGCAGCUCUGCAGGACAAGGUGGGAGCUCCAAAGCGCUGUUCACCCUGGUGCCCCUGGCCUUGGUGUUGGCUGCAGGGGCCGUAGCGAUUGCAGUGGUCAGAGCCCGACACAGGAAGAAUGUCGACCGGAUUUCAAUCAGAAGCUACAGGACGGACAUUAGCAUGUCAGACUUUGAGAACUCCAGGGAUUUUGGAGCCCAUGACAACAUGGGAGCCUCUCCAGACACUCAGGAGACAACUCUCGGAGGAAAAGACGAGUUCGCCAACACUACCGAGGAUGCCGUGGAGAAGGAAGAACCCAAGAAGGCGAAAAGGUCAUCCAAGGAGGAAGCCGACAUGGCCUUCACCACCUACCUGCUCCAGACCAACAACAUGGCCGCUGCCACCCAGAACGGCCCCAGAGAAGCCUAG